Molecule: messenger RNA, 730 nt
Organism: Sphaeroforma arctica JP610
Lineage: Eukaryota; Ichthyosporea; Ichthyophonida
Source: the annotation of a RefSeq genome assembly
GUAGGCGGCUAGUAUUGUACCAGUUCCUCGGAUGAUCCAUCCUUUGUGUGCGUGUUCACCAUGAGGACCUGCAUGUUACAUAUUCACUGCAUAUAUGUAUUAUUGUUAGCUGCAGUAUAUCUAUCAGUGCUGGCUGUCGCCCAAGACGGCCAGCAACUACAACACAACGUACUCAACGAUCAGACAGAUGAAAGUAACGGAAAGGAGAGUUUGAAAACUUUGGAAAGUCAAAGUAGGGACAAGGAUGAGGGCGAUGUUGGUAUGGAGGGUGAUAGCACUGACAUAGUAGAGGACCCAUCGAUCAAAGCCACAGAGGACAUUCUCAGAGAUUUAUUGCUAAGUGCGCACAGUGACAAAGCCAGUGAGUAUGAGGCGUCCGAAGGAGGCAACGCGGAUUAUGCUGAUUUAAUUGAAGACAUUAGGUCGCAGAGUGAGGAGAAUGAUCUCUUAGUAGUAACCAAAUACGGUGAACAAGUGCGUGUUGAGAAGAUUGUUCUGGACUUGGACAAUAAUGAAGCCGGUGUUGAUGGUGCCUCCGAAACAAGUGCUGAGAUGGUCAAACAACUGCUAGAAGGUGUGCUGGCUGGAUUGAAUGUAGGAAACGAAGUGCAGAUUAGAGAGUUUGAAAUAGAUCUGACUCCCGGCGAGGAGAAUGUGGUAGAGCUGGCUGAUGCGGUCUAUGAGUCAGGGGGAUCCUUAACGCUUGCUUUUGGCGGUCCCAUACCUUUAG